CUUGACUGGACCGCGAUCGAUCUCCGCGUUGCACGCCAUGGCCUUGCCCGCUGCGAUGAAGUCGAUGAAGGCCAUCGACAGGGGCACGGGCCCCCGAGAUCCGAAGGCGCCAGCCAUGAAGGCGGCCAUGAAGGCGAAGAAGGUGACGAAGAUCGCGCGAGGCCGCAUGGCCAAGUCCAUGGUCUUCAAGGGCAGAAAGGCCAAGACUUCGGGCGGCCUCACCAAGGACUCCUUGAUGGUGAACAAGCGUGGGAAGGUGGUCUCCAAGCUCCGGUCUGCCAAGGGCAAGAAGAGCUUCAAGCACAUCGAGAGCUGGGUUGAGGCUGUCAUGGAGGCCCGUGCUGCCUUCAAUGCCAAAGGCUUCGUGGCCAUCAACGGCAAGACGCUGCAGGGCAAGGCCCUGUACGCCAAAGCCAAGGCCAUCCGCGCCUCCGCACAGGCCCCCUUGCCCGCGCCAGCCGCGAUGGCCUGAUCUGUUGAUCUGGCAGAAGGGCAUUUCCAUCCAGUCAUUGGCUGAAAGCAGCUUUGCUGGAGUUGCUCCGCGCUGUUGUAGGCUUCAUGG
Molecule: messenger RNA, 562 nt
Organism: Effrenium voratum
Lineage: Eukaryota; Dinophyceae; Suessiales; Symbiodiniaceae
Source: the annotation of a GenBank genome assembly